This is a messenger RNA of Bombus huntii, 544 nucleotides long. Its product is annotated as death-associated protein 1. The coding region runs from base 135 to 443 and encodes 102 amino acids. The record is from RefSeq and is a predicted model, not a curated record. NCBI's taxonomy places the organism in Eukaryota, Metazoa, Arthropoda, Insecta, Hymenoptera, Apidae. Gene Ontology annotation, biological process: negative regulation of autophagy; apoptotic signaling pathway; cellular response to amino acid starvation. The transcript is spliced from 3 exons. Gene Ontology annotation, molecular function: death domain binding.
UCUCCCACAUAUUACAGCGCCAACCGCCAUCGAAUCAGUGUGAUUGGUGUCGUAGUGCAACAAGACGUGUUAUUCCAUAGAAAGAAAAAUAAGUGCUUUAGUUAUAUUUUAGUGUUUUAAUUAAAGACGCAUAAAUGUCAAGUCCAAAAGAGUAUAAACUCAAGGGUGGACAUCCUCCUGCAGUAAAAGCAGGCGGAAUGAGGAUCACCCAGCAUAAAACACCGAAAGAAGAUCGGGAAAUAAAACCAAUUAAAGACGUGGACGAAAGUAAAACAUCGAGUAGUCCACCAAAAACUCUCAUGAUCAGUGGAGUUCCUGCAAAAGGAAAUGCAGACUUUCCUCCAGAAGCUGUGCAACUCUUCCAUGAAAAGCCUGUUCCAACUCAUGAUGCACGGCCAGCUCAUUCUUCACGUCCAAUUAUUAUCCACCAGCCAAGGAAAUGAACGAUGCGCAUAUUGUAUACCAACUGGUGGCUAUCAAGAGGAGCAUUAGCCUACAUACUUAUCCAUUAAAUUAAAACAAAAAAAAAAAGAAAAAAUAUAAA